AUGGCACCAGCGGUCGCGGGUCCUGGCGAUGGCAUUAUCGAACGCCUUGUUGCGGCGGAUACUGUGAGGUGGUGGAAUAAGCCGAAUCUUCGACGGCUUUAUCUGUUGCUUGUUCCGUUUUGUCUGUUUAUUGAGUCAACGUCUGGGUUUGAUAGCUCGAUGAUGAACGGCAUGCAGGCGUUGAAUUACUGGCAAGAGUACUUUGGCCAUCCCAAGGGAGGUCAGCUUGGGUUGCUGGUUGCUUGCUACAAUCUGGGCGCUAUUACUAGUAUCCCGUUUGUGGCAAUUGUGUCUGAUCAUCUGGGGAGACGUAAGAGUAUUGUGUUGGGCUCUACUAUUAUGAUCAUUGGGGCGAUUAUGCAGGGGCUGUCUCAAAACUUGGCCAUGUUCAUUUUCAGCCGCAUCUUUCUCGGUCACGGCAUCGUAUACGCCAUCAUAUCGGGGGCUGCCCUUCUCGGCGAACUGGGCCAUCCAAAAGAGCGUGCCUUCCUCGGCAGUAUGUUCAACGCUUUCUUUGGAGUAGGCUCCGUCCUUGGUGCAGGAAUCGUAGUGCGCACACUACUUAUUCCAAGUGACUGGUCUUGGCGCCUACCAUCGAUCCUCCAGGCAAUACCGUCUGUAAUUCAGAUCGUGUUUGCUCUUACGGUGCCAGAGAGUCCCAGGUGGCUUGUUUCAAAGGACAGGAGUGAAGAGGCUCUCGAGAUCUUGAUCAAGUAUCAUGCUGAGGGUGAUGCAUCUGCUGAGCUACCUCACAUUGAGAUCGCUGAGAUUCGUAAAGCGCUGGAAUUAGAAAAUGAGUCUCGUCAAAGAGGCUGGGCUGAGCUCUUCCAGUCUAAAGGCAUGCGACACCGCGCUGUUGUAGCUGCUGGACUUGGUAUCUUUGUGCAGUACAGCGGCAACAAUCUCAUCAGCCAGUACCUCGUACCGAUCCUCAAGAAGAUUGGCAUCGAAGACAGUCACACACAGGUACGCUACAACGUUGGCUCCGAAGCUUGGGGCUUCCUCAUGGCACUCGUCAUGGCCAGUGUUUCGCCUCGCUUCCCGCGACGAAGGAUGUACCUCUUAUGCGCGAGCUGUCUCUUAUGCGUAUACACUGCGUGGACUAUUGCACAGGCUCGGAACCGCAUGACUGGAUCUAAAGAGACUGGUUACGCAGUUCUUGUCAUGAUCUUCUCUACAGCCCGCAUACACAUCGCUACACGCCUGACUACGUCUACAUGGUCGAGCUAUCCAUACUACGUCCGCCACCAAGGGCCUUUCAUGGUUUCAACUCUUCAACAGAUGCUCCGUCAUGCUUGGGACCUUGACUGGAAGUUCCUAUUUGUGUACAUUGCCUUGCUAUCUUUUGAGAUUGUGUUCAUUUACUUUCUGUUUCCGGAAACAUACGGCAAGACAUUGGAGGAGCUCACAUUCCUGUUUGAAAGCGAGAAGCAGGAUCGCGAAGCGCUUGCUGUGACUACGGCCAAGAUAUUGGGGCAGGAUGGCAACGUUACCGAGAUUCACGAGGCGCCAGAGAAGAAGGCUUAG
This is a messenger RNA of Pyrenophora tritici-repentis Pt-1C-BFP, 1527 nucleotides long. The record is from RefSeq and is a predicted model, not a curated record. Lineage: Eukaryota; Fungi; Ascomycota; Dothideomycetes; Pleosporales; Pleosporaceae.